GCGGGCCCGGGGGGCUGCGGCGGGCCCGGGGGCGCGCUCACCCGGCGCGCGGUCACGCUGCGGGUGCUCCUCAAAGAUGCGCUACUGGAGCCCGGCGCCGGGGUGCUGUCCAUCUACUACUUGGGGAAGAAGUUCAUGGGAGACCUACAGCCCGACGGGAGGAUCGUGUGGCAGGAAACGGGACAGGUGUUCAACUCACCCAGCGCCUGGGCCACCCACUGCAAGAAGCUGGUGAACCCGGCCAAGAAGUCCGGCUGUGGCUGGGCCUCUGUCAAGUACAAGGGCCAGAAACUGGACAAGUACAAGGCGGCCUGGCUCCGGCGACACCAGCUGCACAUUCCCACGGCUGCUGCCGAUGAGAGCCCGGCCAGUGAAGGGGAGGAGGAGGAGCUGUUGAUGGAGGAAGAAGAGGAGGAGGUUCUGCCAGGGGUCUCCACUGAGGACAAGAGUCGGAGACCACCUGCCAAGGGACCCUUGGAGCCUGUGCACCCAGAGGCCGUGCCCGCCGGGAAGCGGGUGGAAAACAAGAUCCGGGUGCCCGUGCGGUAUUGCAUGCUGGGCAGUCGAGACUCGGCCAGGAACCCCCACACCCUGGUGGAGGUAACAUCCUUCGCUGCCAUCAACAAGUUCCAGCCGUUCAACGUGGCCAUCUCCAGCAACGUGCUGUUCCUGCUGGACUUCCACAGCCACCUGACUCGAAGCGAGGUCGUGGGGUACCUGGGGGGCCGCUGGGACAUCAACAGCCAGAUGCUCACGGUGCUGAGAGCCUUCCCCUGUCGGAGCCGGCUGGGGGACGCGGAUAUGGCGGCCACCAUGGAAGAGGAGAUCUACCAGAGCCUGCUCCUGCGGGGCCUGUCCCUGGUGGGCUGGUACCACAGCCACCCGCACAGCCCCGCGCUCCCGUCGCUGCAGGACAUCGACUCGCAGAUGGACUACCAGCUGCGGCUGCAGGGCUCCAGCAACGGCUUCCAGCCCUGCCUCGCCCUGCUCUGCGCCCCUUACUACUCUGGCAACCCGGGCCCCGAGUCUAAGAUCUCCCCCUUCUGGGUGAUGCCGCCCCCCGAGCAAAGGCCCAGUGACUACGGCAUCCCCAUGGACGUGGAGAUGGCCUACGUCCAGGACAACUUCCUGACUAAUGACAUCCUUCAUGAGAUGAUGCUGCUGGUGGAAUUCUACAAGGGUGCCCCUGACCUCGUGAGGUUCCAGGAGCCCUGGAGCCAGGAGCACACGUACCUCGACAAGCUGAAGAUCUCCCUGGCCAGCAGGACACCCAAGGACCAGGGCCUGUGCCACGUGCUGGAGCAGGUUUACAGCCUUCUUAAACAAGGGAGCUGAGGCCCCGCCUGCCAGGGCCUGGGGGGGCCUCUUGGUCAGACACUGAUCCCCCCCACCGUGGUUUGGGCUGAGGGGGACUGGGACCAGGGGGGGUUCUCUUGGGGGCUGUGCCGCUCUGUUCCUGUGCAACUUAGCUGUGCGGUGGUUGGGGCACGGAUAAUAAAAGACAGAAGCAAAUA
This is a messenger RNA of Herpailurus yagouaroundi (jaguarundi), 1514 nucleotides long. RefSeq names its product MPN domain containing (gene MPND). Gene Ontology annotation, molecular function: metallopeptidase activity; protein binding. Lineage: Eukaryota; Metazoa; Chordata; Mammalia; Carnivora; Felidae. The record is from RefSeq and is a predicted model, not a curated record.